UCCCGUUCCCUGUUUUCCAUGCAGGCUCCCCUAGCAUUUCCCAGUGCUUGAGCUUUGUUCUCAUUGCCAUUUCUGCAGCCUUCACCUCCCUCUCCGUCCCCGUGUCCCCUCAGCCGUGUCCCUGGGCCUCCAUCCCCAGCCCAGCCCAGGGAGGCCGAGGCCUGAGGGCAGAGCUGUGGGGACCCUCCUGGAGCCCUCCCAAGGAACACAGCCCACAGAGCCCACAGGCUCUGCAAGAGGCCAGAAAUGAACCCGGAUGCUCUGUUCCAGCAAAUACAGUUCAUGGAGAAGCAGGCGAGGGAGAAGAGGAGCUUCAUCCAACAAGCUAAAUGCGACAUAAAUAGAGGUUACGAGAAAAUUAUCCAAAUGAAAGAAGAGCUGAGCGCUGCAAAAAUUAACUUAGAAACCAAGGUUCACCAUCUUUCUGUAAAGCAGUUCAAUGCAGAAACUCUGAAGAAACAUGAAGACAGCUUAGAAAAACAAAAAGCUGAACUUAUGAAUCAAAGAGCCAGUCUUCUUAAAAUCAUGGCAGAUGCAAAGAAAAAAAUUACUGAAGAAGAAGAUAAUUUUACCAGAGAAGUAACAGAGUUUAACAAUGAAUAUGGACUAACAAGUAAUAGAGAUCUUCUUAUUAAAAAGAAAGUCAGGACUGAAAUAAAUGAUUUAGAGAAUGAGGCAUCUCUGUUGAAAAAUGAAAUGGAGUCAAUGGAACAUAAAAAUGUUCAGUUAAAUGAACUCCAGCUGCAGAAGGAUGAAUUAAAGCAGGAUUUAUUUGCUCUCCAAAGUGAGCUCAAAGACCUUGAGAAAGCAAUCAGGGAAGCUGAAAGAAUGACAAAACAUUUAGAAGCAGAAAAAGUUCAAGUCACUGAAAAACCUCAGACUGAUCCUGAAUGUUUAAGACUUAAGAAAGAAUUGGAAAAAUGCAAAGAUGAUAGCUGGGAAAGUGUCUGUGAGACUCUUCAAACAGAAAUUGAAAUUCUGCAAAUGAAUUUAUCACAAAAGAAGUCUUCAGGGAAAUGAAUAAUAUGUGGUAUAUAGUAUGGAGUGUCAUAGAAGCAAAUCUGAGAAUUUUUAAAUAGUUUUAUUCAGGUUCUAUCAGAUUUUUUUUCUUUUUUUUUGUUUGUUUGAUUAAUUCACAGUUUGUA
Molecule: messenger RNA, 1145 nt
Organism: Parus major (Great Tit)
Lineage: Eukaryota; Metazoa; Chordata; Aves; Passeriformes; Paridae
Gene: CCDC172
Product: coiled-coil domain containing 172
Exons: 8
Coding region: 247-1020 (257 amino acids)
Cellular component (GO): cytoplasm
Source: RefSeq, a predicted model, not a curated record